AUGGCUACCAUUCUUGAUCCGAAAUCAAAGCUACAGACAUUCAAUAAGGCCUCAUGGAGAGAGGAAGCUGAGGACCUAAGGGAUGGGUCACCCGAAGCAGAUAUUGACUGGGCGCAAGAGUAUCGACAAUGCUUUGAAGAUAUCUUCUCUUAUUAUCGGGUACAAUAUCCAGAUAUUAUUAUACCCGAACACACGCGUCACCGAACUCUCUUUGAGUAUCUGCGUGACAAGGGCUUCGCAUCAAAGAAACAGAAGGAUCUACAAGGCAAGUCUCGAGAGGCCAUCGUUUUCAGUGAGGUUGCGGAGUAUCUUGGUGAAGGAACCGUCCAAGAUAUAUCGAUCCUCGAGUACUGGAAAGUAAACUCCAAGCGCUUUCUGAUUGUUUCUAUGAUGGCUCGUGAUAUUCUGGUAGUUCCGCCUUCCACUGUGGGUGUAGAGCGGUUGUUCAAUAUCGCUCGUGAUGUGAAAUACUUUCGCCGUGCCGGACUGAAUCCCCAGACCGUCCGGGCUAUCAUGGUGGAGCUUGCUAGUAACCGCCUUGAUAGAGACAGGCUCGUUGCCAAUGACCCCUCUGAGGCUGAAGACUUUACUCCUAUGGCGUCCCUUCGUCACAUACAGCGCCUUGACCAAGUGAUGGAGCCUACUAUCAUGGAGUUCUCGAACAGGGAGUAUAUUAGUGAUACUGAGGACCCGCUUCCCCGUCGUCAAUCAACUGCGCCUAUUAAUGAGGAAGAGGAAAAUGGUGGUGAUGCCAGCUUUGUUGUCGAUUGCUCUUUAUGUAUAUCUUGA
Trichophyton verrucosum HKI 0517 is the source of this 789-nucleotide messenger RNA. RefSeq lists its product as uncharacterized. The transcript has 3 exons. Lineage: Eukaryota; Fungi; Ascomycota; Eurotiomycetes; Onygenales; Arthrodermataceae. The coding region runs from base 1 to 789 and encodes 262 amino acids. The record is from RefSeq and is a predicted model, not a curated record. Gene Ontology annotation, molecular function: protein dimerization activity.